Messenger RNA from Brettanomyces bruxellensis, 4272 nucleotides. RefSeq lists its product as uncharacterized. Gene Ontology annotation, biological process: Golgi to plasma membrane transport; exocytosis. Gene Ontology annotation, molecular function: phosphatidylinositol-4,5-bisphosphate binding. NCBI's taxonomy places the organism in Eukaryota, Fungi, Ascomycota, Pichiomycetes, Pichiales, Pichiaceae. Bases 1 to 4272 code for a protein of 1423 amino acids. The record is from RefSeq and is a predicted model, not a curated record. Gene Ontology annotation, cellular component: plasma membrane; exocyst. The transcript has a single exon.
AUGAAUAAUUUAUCAGAAAAGCAGCAGUUCAGAAAUUCUAAAGGAAAGCAGCUUGGGCAAGUCGAACAACCGUUGCAGACAAUACAAGGGCCAGGGGAAAAAAUUAGUGCAGUGAAUAGUUUAUCAAGCACAGUGAAUCCGCGUACAAUGGGGCAUAGACAUAUGGGAUCUAUAGACUUGGCAAGGCAAUACGAAAGGGACAUUAAACAGAUUGAAAGAUUUUUAUUUCGAGAGAGGGAUAACCAAGGAAGACGUCUUGAAAAGUAUUUAGCUCAUGUAAGGGUCAUUGAGGAUGCUCAUUAUCCUAAUAGAAGGCCACCGGAAGACUCUCCUAUAACAAACAAAAAAUACCGUUUCCUUAUAUUAACGGUCAAGAUAUCUGGUAGAAUGAGACUUCACAAAGCAAGAGAAAAUCCCGAUGGUCUGAUACAAAUUGGAAGAACUUGGGACUUUGAUGAACUAUCCAUAGUUGAAAUUGAUUCAGAUAUUCCUACGGGGUUUGCUUUUUGCAUGGGAAAGCAUUACUAUUGGGAAACGCAUAGUCCAAAGGAGAGAAGAGUUUGGCUUACCACAGUUCUAGAUCAUUAUAUCCGGUAUACAAAUGGCGGCAUUCCACAACUGAUUCAUUGUAAUGUUGAAUAUUUUCAUCUUGAAGGCUUGCUUUCUUUAUUAAUGAAAAAAGAUGGCUCGGUUCCACAAGCUGAUGUCUCUUCACGCGUUCAAAGAAAUGACUUCCAACCUGCAAAAAAAAGCCUUUCUGUUGGAGUAGGUAGAAUUCCCCCACCAACUGUUUCCUCUACGUCUUUGGGUCCUCAUCUUUCUUCUCAAUCACAACCUCUCCCUAGACAGAGAAUUACUCAUUAUAAAUCCGUAACUAGUGGAAGCAGUUCAAUUUCAACUAGAAGCGGCACCAUUAUUGUUUCUUCCAGAACCAAUAAAAGCAGUGUUGAGCACUCACCAUCGAAAAUCAAGAAAUCAUCGAUAUUUGGCCACUCCAGGCAUUCUUCUACCGCCUCCCAAGAGGCAAAGAGGAUUUCGAGAUCUAUGUUGGCUCCUUUUAAAAGAUCAUCGAAAGCAAGGGAAAUUUCGGAAGAUGAUGAGGUUACGGCGAAACUUGAAAGACAGCAAUAUUUACGAAGACAAGUUUUGGAGGAAAAGAAACGUCAAAUGGACGUUCAAAGAAGAAGACAAGAAGAAAUGACAGAGAAGAAAUUAUUGAAAGAAAAGUUGGAUCGUGAAAAUCAAGCUAAAAGUGAUCAAACUAAAAGGGGGGUCAUUUUUCAGCAAGAUGGAGAGUUUUCAUUAGUGAAUGAGUCGCAGAAGCAUGAGAUUAGAAAAAAUUCAAGACAAAAAAGAACAGAUUUAUCUGACUCUCAACCAGAUAUAAACUUUCAUGGUGAUGUUAACUCGAACACCAAGUUGGAAAGGCAAAAAUCCGCUGCCUCUUCCAUUAAGUUUGUUGGACAUCAACAAAGUCAUGCCGACAUAGAUAAAAUUACCGGAAAUGCGGGUACCGAAGUUGAAUAUGAUGACUUUUUGGGUGAUUACAACGAUAUCAAUGAUUUUGAAGAAUCAGAAGACAUUCACACUGCCCCAUUGAGGCUUUCCAUAACACAUGGUUUGGCUAAGAAAGAUUCAGAAAGUGGGGAAAUUGAUGAUUCCGAAAUGGUUGGAUCAAUCGAUGACACCUUGGAAAAUAUUAAGUAUCAAUCUUUGGUUGAUACAAAUGAGUUACCGGCGGACAUUAAAGAUAUCGUAUCACCUGACUUGAAAAGUGAAGAGGUGCUUCAAGUUCCUGUGACUAGAAAUGGUUCAAAUAAAAAGAAUCCGCUUGGAAUACCUGACAAGGGUCGUGUACAUGCUAGAUCUAGAGCUUUCAGUAGGGUAGAGGCAGAAAAAAAAGAUUCGGAUUUCACAGAUUUAUUUGAUGAAAUUGGUUAUGAUCCGUCUACAGAUGAUUACGAGGAUCUAAAAAGAAAGAUACUAAAAGAACUCGAAAGACUUCAAUAUCACAAAGUUGCUGCUAUAACGGAGACAAAUGAUGUAGGUGACACACUAAAGACUACGGUGGACCAAGCUUUACAGCAAUGCUCACUAAUUGAUCAUGGGUUGUCCUUAUUAUCUGUUCAAUUAUCCUCAUUCAAGGAUAGUGUCAGUUAUAUAGAAAAGCAAGGGCAUGGUCUUCAAGUUGAGACUACAAAUAAGAAAUUAUUGAAGAAAGAAUUGGAAAUAAUCCUUCACUCGGCAGAUAUUCCGCAGGACGAUUUACACUAUAUUCUUAGAUGUCGUGUGUCGUUGGACAAGAUUCCAACUCGAGUGGAAAAUAUUUUGGGAAAGCUCAAUGUUUCGUUGGCCAAGAUUAACGGACUUUCAGGUAAUACUGGUAGGAGUCAGAUUUCGGAAAUGCAAGCACUUAAGGAGAGGCAUGCCAAACUUGAUCACGCUGCAAAUUUGUUUGUUAAAAAUUUCAAAAUAGAGAUCCGAAAGAUUUUUAAAUCCGUUUCCUUAAGUCUAAUAUCUAAACUCCCGUCAAUAACCUGCGAUAACUUCCUAUCAUCCUUCUUUCGCGAUUCGCUCGUCAAAAAGAUGUCAAAUCUUUUGGCAUUUUCGGGAUGUCUAAUAUUUAUCAAAGAAAUAUCUCCAAACGACUUCAAUGAUAUUUUGGUUAAUUAUACAGAGGUAUUUGCUGAAUUUUAUUCGAAGUUGGGGAACCAUUUGUCUGAAGAUUUUAAUAAUAAAAAAUGUGAGGCAUCCUUAUCCAAGUUUUCCUUUGAAAAAUUGGCUAGCAAAUUCGUGAAGGAUUCACCUGACAUCAAAAAUGGAACAAGUUUUGAGCACAAAAAUUUGAGUAGCAAUAAGAUACUUUUGGAAUUAGGAUUAACGGCAAAUAGUAUUGAUGAAGCUGGAAAAUUGGGUGCAGUCUCUUCCGAGGAAAAAUCUGAUUCAGAUGCUGAUGCUGAUAUAGUACUACUUCUAAAUAAUUUGCUGGAUAUCCUUUUAAGUGUUUUAUCUUUCCAGCAAGAGGUUUCAGUGGAACUUUUCUCAUUGUCAUCGUCAGUUUCUGGAUUUCAAUCUCUUAUUUCUACUGAUAUUUUAGAGCGGAUAAAAAUAUUUAAAUCUCGGCAAGUGUUUGUAAACUCAUUGGUCGAAACAGAUAGGGAGAUGAGCGAUGGAGUUUAUGAAUUGAUGAAGGGUGUUUUUGGAACCACAAUUAAUACUCUGUCCAAAUGUUUAUUUGAUGUUGCGAAAAUAAGCAUGUUACAGCCACCCUGUAUUGUACUUAUUCUACAGUAUAAGGCCAUUAGUGUUGCAUCUACUGAUCAAGAGUAUGCUUUUAGCAAAAUUACCCAAUUAGAAUCAAGGAUUAAUACAUUAUGGGAAAGACAGACCGAAGAAGAAAUCCAAAAUAUUAUUUCAUCUAAAGUAUACUAUGAGGUUAUGAACUUCUCGAAAGCAUAUGCAAUAUAUUUCUAUAACGUUCAGUUCUUAAUUUUGAUGUUUCAAUUUGGCAAACUUCCAAUUGAGAAAACCCUUAUGGAAUUGAGCAAGUAUUUAUGGAAAAUAAUUAAUGAUUCCUUGUCAAAAGGAAUUGAAAAUAUGAAUAUUUCUGAAUUGAGCACGCAAAAAGGAAAACGGCCUGUUGAUUCUAUGCAUUCGACUGCAAAUGAUUCAUCUUAUUCAAAAGCUCAGGAAUCUGAACAUGUCGAAACUCUGGGUCAUUUAACACUUCUACUUAAUUAUACAUGGGUUGUCAAUCAAAUUAAAGACGUGAACCUCAUUUCAUUAGAUCUUAAAACCGAUAUCGAUGAACUAAGAUCUAUGGAAUUAUCAAAGUUUACCGAAGCUUUUGCAAAGAAACAUAGAAUUGGGGAACUUAUGAACCUUGUUAGUGGAAUGCAGGAUCUUGUUGAUUCAAAUACGGACCCUUCUGCCACGAAUUCUUAUUCUAGAGGCAAUAUCGAAAAGAUAAUAAUAAAGUUUUCUGGUGCUAACUUGAAGUCCACAAUUACUGAACUUUCUACAGAUCUCAGAGGGGAAAUUAAUGGUCGCUGUUAUGAUUCAAAGAAUGUAAGGGAUUGUGAACAGGAUUUGAUCGUUGGGAGACAAGUUGAGAAGGAAGUUUAUAAUAACUGCUUGAACUCUUUUUCGGUAUUAUACGGAUCAACCUACUCAAGAUUCAAUCAUAUGAUCAAGCAGUAUUAUAAUGGCAUAUCGACACCGGUUGAUAAAAUUGUUAUAAAUCACAAUUUUAACAAACUUCUACUGGAUUGA